Molecule: messenger RNA, 591 nt
Organism: Saccharomyces kudriavzevii IFO 1802
Lineage: Eukaryota; Fungi; Ascomycota; Saccharomycetes; Saccharomycetales; Saccharomycetaceae
Gene: RPS4B
Product: 40S ribosomal protein eS4
Exons: 1
Coding region: 1-591 (196 amino acids)
Biological process (GO): translation
Cellular component (GO): ribosome; cytosolic small ribosomal subunit
Molecular function (GO): structural constituent of ribosome; RNA binding
Source: RefSeq, a predicted model, not a curated record
AUGCAACGUCACGUCAAGGUUGAUGGUAAGGUCAGAACCGACACCACCUACCCAGCUGGUUUCAUGGAUGUCAUCACUCUAGAUGCCACCAACGAGAACUUCAGAUUGGUCUACGACGUCAAGGGUAGAUUUGCCGUUCACCGUAUCACCGAUGAAGAAGCCUCUUACAAAUUGGGUAAAGUCAAGAAGGUCCAAUUAGGUAAGAAGGGUGUCCCAUACGUUGUCACCCACGAUGGUAGAACCCUCAGAUACCCAGACCCAAACAUCAAAGUCAACGACACUGUCAAGAUCGAUUUGGCCUCUGGUAAGAUCACCGACUUCAUCAAGUUCGAUGCUGGUAAGUUAGUUUACGUUACCGGUGGUCGUAACUUGGGUCGUAUCGGUACCAUUGUUCACAAGGAAAGACACGAUGGUGGUUUCGACUUGGUUCACAUCAAGGACUCCUUGGACAACACUUUCGUCACCAGAUUGAACAACGUUUUCGUCAUUGGUGAACAAGGUAAGCCUUACAUUUCUUUGCCAAAGGGUAAGGGUAUCAAGUUGUCUAUUGCUGAAGAGCGUGACAGAAGAAGAGCUCAACAAGGUUUAUAA